GCCAUGAACUGUUUAGACAAGAUGAUAGAGCUCUUCAAGUCAUAGCAUACUAUGAUGAUGUAGAAGUUGUCAAUCCUUUGGGAUCUAAACGAAAGAAGCAUAAAGUGGGUUGUUUCUACAUCUUAGCAAACUUGGCACCUGUCCAUAGGUCUGCUGUGGAAGCAAUUCAGCUAAUUGCCAUUGCAAAGACAAAUGACAUACGAAAUUAUGAUGUUGAUCUUCUUUUGCAGCCAUUUGUGGACGAGAUCAACACUCUUUUGAUGGGCCACACAUUUAUUAUACAUGGAAAUGAGCAACGGUUAUCUGGGUCUGUGGUUGCAUUUUGUGGAGACACUCCUGCAAGCAAUUUCUUGGGUGGAUAUAAAGGAGUUAGAGGAGCAUUUAGAAAGUGUCGUCGAUGUAUUGCUAGUGAUUCAGACAUACAAAACAAGUUUACAGAAAGCAAGUUUGUUAUGAGGAAUGAAGUGAUGCAUGAAGAACACUGUCAGUAGCUGGAAGAUUCUGACUUACACUCUCACUUCUCAGUCAAUUAUGGGUUAAAUUAUAGGAGUGUUUUAAGCAAAAUCAAGAACUUCAAAGUCACUGAGUGCCUACCAUUUGACGUUAUGCAUAUUCUUUUGGAAGGAGUGAUCACCAGAGAAAUUAGAUUGCUCCUUCAACACUGCUUUUCUCAGAGAUAUUUUACACUUGUAACCCUGAACCAACAGAUGAAGUAUGUAGAUCUGGGAUAUAAUGAAGGCAAAGAUCGUCCCACACAAAUAACAAGAGACGCUAUAGAUCGAGAUGACAAGUUAGGUCAGCGAGCUGCUCAGUCAUGGUGUCUGGCAGUGAACCUUCCAAUUUUCAUAGCUGAAUGGGUUCCAGCUGAUGAUGAACACUACUAUUCUUUUCUGCCAUUGCUGGUAAUAUUGGCAAUAUGUGUUGCAACAACUGUGACCACUGAUGAUGCUUGUCUUCUGGCAACUAUGAUUGAGGACCAUCACCACCGAUUUUGCCAAUUAUAUCCUGGCAAAACGAUAACACCUAAAAUGUAUUAUAUGGUUCAUCUGCCAAGUCAGCUUUUGAGCUUUGGACCUCUACAGACUAUGUGGUGUAUGAGAUUUGAAGCAAAGAAUGGACACUUUAAACGUCUUGUCAAAGAAAAUUUUAAAAAUAUUCCUUAUUCACUGGCUAAGCAAGCACAAUUGUACAUGUGCCAUCACUUGUUGUCAAGUCCUGAUGGAUCAUUAUCAUAUCUAGCAGUGGAAGAUCUUAUCCACUCUGGAACUACUAUAGACUUUGCGAACCACCCUUUAGCAGAGCAGCUCUCAAGAUAUCUUGGUUCAAGGAAUCAAACUCCAUUGUGGGUUUUGAGUGCUAAAGGUCUUACCAGGCGAAGUGUUAUAUACAAAAAAGGCUCUGUAGUGAAGAUUCCAGCACUUAAUCAAGAUAUUGACUUCACUUUUACUACAGUUGAUCUCAUUAUUGUGGCAGAGAAUGAGAAAUAUUUUGUUGUUCGAUGUCUUGAGAUCUGCUCUUUCAGUGAUCACUUUUACUUAUAUGAAGUUCAGCCAAGUGCAAAGACUACACUUGUUUCAUGCAAUUCUCUUAUAGAGAAUGAGUCAUUUUGUAUCAGAAAAGUUGGUGACAUGCUGUUGGUGACUGAAUUGCUGUUUUUCAUCACAUACCUGGACUUUAGGUAUGUAGCAUAUUUUCUUAAUUGUAUGACUGGUGUAAACAAUACUUCAUGUGUGACAUAGACUUCUACAUACUAAUGUAAAAAGCACCAGUUGCAGGUGUUGUUUCUAACUGAGAUUGUUAGAAUUUACGCAUUUUUCUUGUUUCAAAGUAGAAGGUUUGAUUUUGGACACUUCUUGUAAACGUUUCAAAACAUCAGUACUUGUU
Messenger RNA from Corticium candelabrum, 1884 nucleotides. RefSeq lists its product as uncharacterized. The coding region runs from base 606 to 1739 and encodes 377 amino acids. The transcript is spliced from 9 exons. The record is from RefSeq and is a predicted model, not a curated record. Lineage: Eukaryota; Metazoa; Porifera; Homoscleromorpha; Homosclerophorida; Plakinidae.